This is a messenger RNA of Balearica regulorum gibbericeps (East African grey crowned-crane), 2010 nucleotides long. The record is from RefSeq and is a predicted model, not a curated record. NCBI's taxonomy places the organism in Eukaryota, Metazoa, Chordata, Aves, Gruiformes, Gruidae.
AUGGAGAAGGAAGAGGAGACCCGGGAGAUCCUGCUCCCCAACUGGCAAGGCAGCGGCUCCCACGGCAUCACCAUCGACCAGACGGAUGACGGGGUCUUCGUCAAGCGCGUGCAGCAAAACUCCCCGGCUGCCAAGAUGGGUGUCGUGAAGGAAGGGGAUCAGAUUGUGAGCGCCACGGUCUACUUCGACAACCUGCAAUCCGGGGAAGUCACGCAGCUUCUCAACAGCAUGGGCCACCACACGGUGGGCUUGCGCUUGCAACGGAAAGGAGACAAAUCUCCGCUGCCGGGACAGUCAUGGUCACACGACGUCUUUGCGGCCAGCAGCCCAGAAGUUGUUCUGAGUGGCGAUGACGAGGAGUACAGGAGGAUCUACACAACGAAAAUCAAACCCCGGCUGAAGUCGGAGGAGGCGGUGGAAGCGGAGUGCGGUGGAACGCAGAGCAGGACCAUUACGGUCACCAGAAAAGUGACGGCCUACACCGUUGAUGUCACUAGGCACGACGGAACAAAAGACGUCGACGUCAUCGGCCCAGAGUUUAAAAUCCGGAUCCCGACCAAGGAAAUCACCCACGUGAUGAAGACUGACGUCGAAACCGAGCCUGGGAAAACCGUGAUUAAAACGGCACCGGGGAGAAGCACCAUGGACUGGAGCAUGGACAUCAAAGGGGCACCUCCAGGACCAACGGUUGGAUCUUCUGGCCAGAAGUUGGACGUCCACCUCAGCGAGGUUCAGUUCGGAAAACCCGGGAUAACCGUGUCGGGAACGCAAAUGAGGACUGAGAUGGACCCUAUGUUGUCGGAAAGCCGAGUUCCUGGUGGGGAGACUGGAAAAUCUGUUACGGUAGAGAUGCCGGGACAUAACGUUUCUAGCACGACGUUCCUGGGCCCUCAAGGCAACUUGCCCAGAAUCGAAGCAAAUGGACAGAUGGGAAACCUGGACGCGGGUUUUCACGUCAAGGGUCCCAGGUUGGAUGGCAAAGGACACAUUUCUGGCACCGACGUCCAAGGGGAGCUGCUGGGGGGUACGCUGUCACACGCUGAUGCUUCUGCCCCUUGUCUUCAGGGAGAUAUCAAAGCCCCCGGAGUGGACGUUUCGUUACCGGUGAUGGAAAAUCCAGCUGUCGAUGUGGGAAAAAUCAAGUUUCCCGUUUUGAAAAUGCCCAAAUUUGGGUUUCCGACCGCAGGAGCUGGCAUGGAAGCUCAAGCCCCGCAGGUGGGCACCGACGUUCCCAUGCCGAAGCUGCAAGCUCCGUGCGUGGACGUUGCCUCCUCAUCCGUCCAGGUCACGGGACCUGAAGUUUCACCUCCUUCAGUCAAAGUCCCGAAGCCACAGGCGGACAUGGGGUUGAAGGGUGCCGUGAAGGCCCCCUCCCCAGACCUGGAAGUCCCUGGCGUGGGUAUCAAAGGACCCAGCGUGGAGCUCCCUGACGCAAAUGUUCACGGCGGCAAGGGAAAAGUCAAAAUACCACACCUAACCUUUCCAAAAUUCACUGCCUUGGACUCUCAAGGGGAAGGUCCCGUUGUGGAAAUGGUGCUCCCAAAGGGGGAGGUGGGGCCAGCAGCGUCCGAGGUAGACGUUGGCAUUCCCGAUGUGGCCAUCAAAGGAGAAUGGAAAGGUCCCAAGUUCAAGAAGGUUGAAACGCCCCAAAUCUCUCUGUCGGAUGUAAACUUGAACCUGAAGGGCCCUCAGGUGAAGGGAGAUAUGGGUGUCACCGUCCCCGGAGUGGAAGGGGAUGUCAAAGGACUUGGCUCUAAGGGUCUAAAGAUGGACGUAAAGGUUCCUGAUGUCGAAUUUGAAAGUCCAGAGGGUUGUUUGAAAGGGCCUGGUAUAUCCGCACCAGGUAUGGACGUUAACGUGAAGGGACCUAAGAUUAAGGGAGAAGUGGAUGUUUCUAUGCCAAAGAUGGGUGGCAACUUGAAAGGACCUCAGCUUGACAUUCAAGGCCCCAAACUGGGAGUGGACAUGCCUGCUGUAGAUGUCAAAGGCCCCAAAGUUACAAUGCCAGAG